ACAUAAAAGAACCGGCUGCAACCCACCACCAGCUCCACUAGUUGUACCGGGGCGCGCACACGGACGCAGAUCAGGAACGCGCUCGCCGAGCCUUUCGCAUUGUCAAAUUCAGCGGUCCAAAACCAUUCAGUCUGCGUAGCCUACUUCAGAUCAAUAAAAGCUGCUUCUAUUAUUAAAUCACAGACUGCAAGUGGUAGCCUAUGCUUGGCUUUCAGAACAUGUUCAUUUGCGUACUUCUUGCUAAAUGAGCUAAAUAUCACAUCCGAUGUUUUACGGCAGGCUUUGGACCUGCCUGUUAUUACUCCACCUGCUAAGGCAUUCAAUGCCCUCCUUAAAGUGAGAGAUGAUUGGUCAUGCAACUGUUCAGACCCUCCUUUUGGUUGGGGCUGGGCUCCUGGCCAAUGCAGCAGUCCUGGAGAAAAUGUUAGGGGAUGCUGAAGGUCCUGCCCCGGGAAGCAGUGUGGACGAAGCUCUUAGGAGUAGCCCUGAGAGGGGGCCCCAUCUUGGAAGCCUGUCCUGGGAGGAGGAGCCAGGUGGAAGGUUUCCAGCUGAAUCCCAGCCAGGCACCACUGAGCAGACCGUGUCUGGGUCCCUGCUGACUGUGGAAAAGGCCACUGAGAUCAUCUCUGUGGACACAGAGAUGCAGAUGGAUUCAGAACCCAAAGGGGCUACACCAGGGACCAAAGAAAGUGACCAUGCAGGUGUGCCAGGGACCAAAAUAACUGACCGUGCAGCUACACUAGGGACCAAAUCAGCUGACCGUGCAACUACACCAGGGACCAAAGUAGCUGGCCAUACAGCACACAAUCCACAGGCUUCCUCCACGGCUCUGUCUGUACCGGAGACCAGUGGCGGAGAGGCAAGGCUCAGCAGUGCAGAGGAGGCGGGGUCGAGAGAGAUGUUGAGUAUUGAUGAUGGCCAACAAGGGGCAUACUCAACGAAGACUCCCUUCCUCAAGCCACCAGGCCUCCCCACCCAGACCCAGGCUGAAGAGACAGCAGAGUCAUUGGGGCCUUUUCUGACAGGCACUCUCAGCACAGAUGGCCUUGAGCUGAAACUCACAGCAGUCCCAGGAGAUGUUCAGACCUCCACCCCCACAACGCUGGAGGCGCACUUCCCCCUGACCCCAAAUAGUUACCGAGGACCGGCCACUACGGCAGUUGGCCCUCUUCAGCCUAGCCCCCCAGGAGAAGAAAGAGAGCCGGCACCUUCUCAGCCGUUGGAAGCAGAGCAGGGGGUCUUCGACAUUACCAGUGUUUCAGGAGCGUCUCAGCAGGAUGGAGUGCUGGAAAAGGAGGGCGGACCACUCUUUACUGAUCUCGAGGCUGGUCCCACCCCUCUCUCUGGCAGUGUGCGGAUAUCUGCCAGACCGUUGGAUCACACUGUCUCAGAGGACAUGGCUUUUGGAUUGGACAGCGAGGGAACUCUUUUCCCUGAGAACCUCCCCCUGUUGUUUGAACCCUUGGACGAUGUUGAUCCAGAGGUGAUGGCCACCAUGCCCCCUGGUGGUUCCCUGAUGACAUUGCAGCCAUCCAGUGAGAUGCAAUCAGAGGUGGAGCUUGUUGACCUGGCGACUGCUGAUGCGGACCCCUCCAUCUCAGACGAGUCUCUUCCUGCUCCGUCUGACUCGCUCUCCUUGCCGUGGCAGAUGUCUGGCUCAGAGAUCCCCAAUGCUGUGAGCACUCCAGUGCUGCUGUCUCUCACAGCACCCCCUUCAGACUUCCCGCCCAAACACGGAAGCAGGAACCCUGAGGAAUAUGGCGCAGCUGAUGCAGCUACGGAGUCCCAUCCCAUUUUCACCAAUGCCCCACCCCCAAGUGCUACUGGGCAGACCGUCUUGACAACUGUUGCCAAGACAACUGGCCUGUUGCUGCCUAAACCUAUGUCAGGACUGGAAGAACUAGAGUAUGAAGAAGAACAUGAUGAGGAGGAGGAGGAUGAGGACACGGAGGAUUCAGAGGAAGAUGAAAGCCAAGAGGAGGAUAUGGAGCCCCCUGUGCCACCUCCUACGCCCCCCGCAUACAGCCGCAUCCCACGCCCACCUCUGUGGGUGCAGCGCAACCACGGCCUGGUGCGCAGCUGGGUAGAGAAGAUCAGAGAUGAGGCGGGAUACGUGUCUGGGAUGCUGGCACCGGUGGGCAUUGGCAUCGCAGGCGCUCUUGUCAUCCUGGGAAUUCUCUACAGCAUCAGGGCGGUUCACCGCAAGAGGAGAAACAACAUCAAACAGCAGCGGAGGAAGCAGAGACAGAUGACCAGCCGCCAGGACCAGGCUAUGCUCCUGGCCGACAGCUCAGAGGACGAGCUUUAGCAACUGCCUCAGCAGCGCUGCAAAAGCAUCGAGAGGUGAUCCAGCACCCGUGGAGCCAACAUGGCUACCACUGCCAUGCCAGGGCCCCUUUUACAUUUUGACCCCAUAGGAUCCCAAGAUCAAUGUGUUCAGCGUCAACCGUGAGAGUGCUCUGAGGCAUCGCUGUCUUUCUGCUAUGAGCACUGAAGAGAGCAGCAGCCAUGUGGUACAUUAAAGAGAGUGUUUGAUCACCACACCAAAGUUACAGAUUUGAUCAUUAAUGGACCUUGUCCUUGCUGAACAUUUGAUUGUAUACUGUUGGGAAUAUUCAGAAAAUGGAGCCUUUUUUUUCCCUGUUGAACGUCACAAGGAAUAGGUUAUUUGUUCACAGGUAAUACAUGUAAGCAGCUGACUCAAAUUGUUUUUGGUGUUCUGUCAGAUACACUCACUUGCAGCAAGGUGAUGUGGCCAAUCAGAUUCUUAGUUAGCGAAAUCACUGUGCCAGAAAUUCAAUGACACUGCCCUCUAGGAACCAUUAUAUCAUCAAGCAUCUAACUUGCAUAGCUGUAAUGUUUUGCUAUAUUGGAAUUACUGUAAAUGCUUUGUGUAUUAUCACAGCUUAGUGUACAUACUGUAAAUAUGGAUGAGCUUUUUGAAUGUGCAUUUAGACGUAACCUGUUAAUGUUAAUAAUGUCAAUAACAUGUUUAUAACUUGUAUAAUGUUAACUCAUUAUUUUGCCUUCUAGAACAGGUUAUUAGUGACAUCUUCUUUUCAGUUGAAGCAUGAGGGAGGAAGAAUGGUAUUUGAAAGUCUUUCUGUGAUGGCACUCUUAUACUGCUACCGAAUCAGGAGCAUUAUUGUUCCACGGGCAGAGCUACCGAGGUCACACUUAACACUACUAAUGUACACUAACGUGUAAGCUAAUGCGAUUAUUUACUUCUAACUGUAUAACACACGAGGCAGUUGACAAAUAGGAACGCAAAUAUGGUAUGUGUACAUUAACAAAACAUAGAAUUUAAGCCUUAAUUAACUCAAUAGGUUCUAUUAUUUACCAUAGCAGUGUAAUUACCCAUUUUAUAAAGGUAUUUAAUUUAUUAAAAGCAGUUCUAUGUGUAAUGGCUUAGAAUGGGAUAUUUGUGUGGCUAACUGGCUAACUGGAAAAUCUACACAUUGUUUAAAUAACUAGUGUGAGAUGCCAUCAUAGUAUAUAUAUCCAUUAAUAUUCUAUAUUAAUAUUCUUAAAAUACAGUGUAGUGCACAGCCAAAAGGCAAGAGAUUUCCGAACAAGUUAAAUCUACCUAAUCUACAAAUCCGAAACAAUCUACCAUUUAGAAAUGGCAGUGGACCAACCUAAUGAGGUAUCUAGAAUAAAUCAAAACACAUCUUCUGCACUAACCUGCAUUUACAUGUACCUUAAAUGGCUUGGUUCCCACAGGAAAACUGGGGGAUUUUAAAAAAAUCUAUUCAACCCAAUACUUUGCAAAAUGGUCUAUUAUUUCAGUAUUUACUAUGUUUAGGUCAGAUUUUUUAGAACAAAUAAAGAGGACAGGCCAUGUCAAAUUUAUUAGUCUUCAGUGUCCUUGGGGUUUUGGUAUAAAAUUGUACAAUAAAUGGUUGCUACAACGCACGUGGCUUUAGAGAUACAGUAAAAAGGGGAAUUGAAUAGGUGAAGCCAAUUAGACAACUCUUUCGCAACGCAUUUCUCAAUCUGAAGAUGAGGGAUUUUGUUCUAAGCUUCAUGUGUUCUUGACUACAUUCAUGUAUUAUUGUACUUAUUCAUAUUUUGAAGCAGGAAAAAUAACAAGCCAAGGAAAGCCAAUGAAACCAUGACAUGGUAACUAGGUAACAGAAACUUUCGUCAAUCAUUACUGUUUCAAAGGCUACUCCCUCCAGUCAGAUUCCUACCUUUGUAACGAUGUCACUGAAGUUUGACUUGUCCACGCUGAUGUCUCAUUUGCAAAAUUAACCAAUCAAGAACUUGUACAUAAAGGAUGAAAGAUUGAAUAAACCAUAUUUUGGUCGAUUGGG
Messenger RNA from Anguilla anguilla (European eel), 4316 nucleotides. Its product is annotated as armadillo-like helical domain-containing protein 4. Bases 344 to 2308 code for a protein of 654 amino acids. The transcript is spliced from 8 exons. The record is from RefSeq and is a predicted model, not a curated record. NCBI's taxonomy places the organism in Eukaryota, Metazoa, Chordata, Actinopteri, Anguilliformes, Anguillidae.